AUGUCCGUCACAACAGAAGAAGUCUGGGACAUGUUUAUAAUUCUUGCUCUCUUGGAUGACCAUCAGCACCAGGGCACCAGACUCUCUGUCCCCCACGGCAAUAACCAGAGUGACCACUUCACAGCCGCAAUGCAGGCCCACAACGAGAAGAUCAUAACUCAUGGCGACGAAGAACUUCCCCAUGCGUGCUUUGGGUGCACAUGGUUGUUCACAAUGCCCGAUGGCACCACUCAUUACACGGAGGUGGUUGUCACCGAUGGCAUCACCGUUGGACACCCAUCCUGUGCUUACCUGGAGACAGUCUGUGCAGUAGACGGAUGCGACAAGCCUGUCGUCUAUGACAAGAGUACUGGAAAGCCCCACAAAGCCUGCAACGAUCCACUCCACUUGAGGAUGGAGGAUGCCAGAUCACGGAGCGGCAAGAGCAAGACGCAAAGGAUGAAGAGUGUGAAGCUGAACGAUGCGCUCACUGCCUCCUCCGUUGAUGAUGCAUUGCCUGCUGCAGUGACAUCAUCCACCAGAAUUGUGGACCCUUCACUACUAGAAGCUUGCCCCACCAAAGACGAAGUUCCAAAGCUCAAGGCAGUAUUCUUCCGUAAGUGGACCAACAACGAGCAACUUUUCAUAUGCCCUUGUGGUGUUAUCUCUGGUCGCGGUACCAUGUACCAUCAUGAAGCCAUCUCCAAUGUCUUGAUAUUGUUCGAGAAGAUGUUCUCACUUCCACGGGCUCGUAAACCUCACCACCUCAUUCAUGAUUCCAAUUGCAAUGCUCUACGUGAAGUUGAGAGUAGGCAGUUGAAGUUCUUUGACGGGAUGGGAAUGUGUGUUGACGCCUUUCACCACAAAACGAAACACAAGGCCAGUGAUAGGUUCUGCCAGGAGCGCUGUGACAUGAAGACCUAUCCUGAGCUCCUCGAUGAACACGGCAAGUAUUACUUCAAUUCCUCCAUCACAGAGCAAACAAAUGUCUGGUUUGGCGGGUUCCAUAACAUGUGUCAUGAGAUGAUGCCAGUAAAAUAUGAUUUUUUCCUCGAUGAAGUGAUCCUUCGUCGCAAUCAUGCCACUGUUAUUAACUUACAUCGCCAGGAUAAACAGCCUCAUCACCCUCGUCUUUCCACAUAG
Messenger RNA from Suillus clintonianus, 1122 nucleotides. RefSeq lists its product as uncharacterized. The transcript is spliced from 4 exons. Lineage: Eukaryota; Fungi; Basidiomycota; Agaricomycetes; Boletales; Suillaceae. The coding region runs from base 1 to 1122 and encodes 373 amino acids. The record is from RefSeq and is a predicted model, not a curated record.